Saprolegnia diclina VS20 is the source of this 477-nucleotide messenger RNA. RefSeq lists its product as hypothetical. The transcript has a single exon. NCBI's taxonomy places the organism in Eukaryota, Oomycota, Saprolegniomycetes, Saprolegniales, Saprolegniaceae. The record is from RefSeq and is a predicted model, not a curated record. Bases 36 to 404 code for a protein of 122 amino acids.
CCGUGGUCUCCACACUCUUAUCCAUUUUGACAACUAUGCACCGCAAGCCUUCCAAGCAAUCGGCCGACCUUGCGCUUUGCCAGUACACGUACAAGCCGUGCUCGCACCCGCGCUCGACCAAGCUCAACGGCGAUCUCCACCUCCUCUGCGAGUUCCACCGCACCAAGGCCAACCGCAUCCAGCAAGCGUACGCGGCCAAGAAGCGCCUUCGUCAAAUGGAAGCCUCCGGUCCUGCGUCGCCGACGUCGACGGAUACGACGUGGCCAGCCGCUGAGCUCACGUUCUCGCCCGACGACUUGCGUGCGAUCGAGGCCUUCACCUUUGCCGACUCGGAACACGCUACCGUACUCGACUCGGUCUUUCGCGACUUUCUGAGCGACCCCCUCGAUUGCUACACCCUCUGAGCCCGAGAGCAUGACACCCUCUUAAUUUAAAACCUAGACAUCCUUGUACAAACAUUGCACUUUUGUUGGCGAC